This is a messenger RNA of Mycena citricolor, 1244 nucleotides long. The record is from the annotation of a GenBank genome assembly. Lineage: Eukaryota; Fungi; Basidiomycota; Agaricomycetes; Agaricales; Mycenaceae.
UCAGUCUGAAAAUGAGUUUCAGAGUCCUUUGUGAAUUAUCAUCAUUGGUAUAUGCUAGUGGUGGAACGAUCGCGGACACAGAUCAAGCCACACACCACCCAAUUGAUGAGCUGCCAGAGCAGCUCCGCUGAACACCAGACACCAGUUGACUGACAUCCACCGCCCGUUGCUCGCAGAUAGAUUAGAUGGAUGGAUGAUCAGAGGAUGGUCGCCGAGAUGCUAUACUUAAGGCUGAGUCUGGGAAGCAGCAGCGCUUCUGGAACAGCCAGAGCUGGAACGCUGGCGACACUCCCACCCCUCCCCCUCUACUCCCUUCGUUCUUCUCGAUGCUGGCUCGCAAGCGACAGCAAGCAUCCAGGACUGGCUCCGGAUCCACUUGCACCGGCUCGUCCGACGGGACACUCGUCUUGGCGGAGCGACAUGGGGACGGAGACUGCAAAGACUCAUAUCCGGCGCAGGGACAGGCGGGAGGAAGCUCGGACUUCACGGCGACUCCAAUAUCUCUCCACAAGACAGCAACGACGUCUGCGAUGGUCACAACUACGGUGUUCCCGCAAGUUGGUCUCCCCCUUGUCCCCUCGCAGACCAGUCCCAGUGUCGCGUCGACGUUGCCGUACACACUGCCUGUCCCAUCGGACUCUGAUAUUAUCCUCUUACCAUCAGCAUCAGCAUUAUCAUCACUUCCCUCAUCGCCCGCAUUAUCAUCAUUAGCAUCUCAUCACGCGCUCUCCCGUCCCCAGCUCCUCGCCGCGGUCCUCACCCCCAUCCUCAUCCUCCUCGUCCUCUUCGCGGUCCUCGCGUCCCGCCUCCUGUACAACCGCCGCCGCCGCACGCGCGACCGCCAGGAGUGGGUCCGCACGCACCGCGAGAUCGCGGACGCCGUGCGCGAGCGGCAGGCGGGCGCCGGGACGCCCGUACGCUGGGGGCUGGGCGGACUCGGCUACAAUGCCGCGCAGGCCGAGGCUGGGGAGAGCCAGAUGCGGCUCGUCGACGGCCGCGAGAGCGGGGUUACGUGAGUGAAGAGAAGAAAUGUGCGUGUGUGGUUGCGCGCGCGGAAUCGCUGAGUGGUGUAUGUUAUAUUAUUUUGUAAGUAUGGAUGAAGCAAAGAAUCGGAUCCCACCAGGAGGUCUCUCUUUGGUCACGCUUGGGAUAAUGAUUGACGGGGUUCCCAAAAUGGUAGACCGAGCCCCUAGCAAAGGUCACCGAGUCUUCGAGCGGUCAUAGAAUUCCUAAAAUUGAACCAG